Messenger RNA from Danio aesculapii, 661 nucleotides. Its product is annotated as saxitoxin and tetrodotoxin-binding protein 2. The record is from RefSeq and is a predicted model, not a curated record. NCBI's taxonomy places the organism in Eukaryota, Metazoa, Chordata, Actinopteri, Cypriniformes, Danionidae. The transcript has 6 exons. The coding region runs from base 13 to 585 and encodes 190 amino acids.
UCUGCUGCUAUAAUGGCUGCUUUUAUGGCUUUGGCUGCUCUGGGUCUGUUUGGGACUCUGCCAGACUGUGAGGAGCUCACAAAACCACGGAGCCUGGAGGACGACUACAAAAGCAUUAUGGGUAAAUGGAUCUUUCAUAAAGGUAUAGCAGAUCAUCAGUUAUUCACGCAGAUCCUGAAGACGGUAAACAGCUCCUGGAUUGAGUUUGGGCCAAGUGCUCUGGAAAACACUGUGACUCUGAGUCAAGGAAACAUGCUAAAUGGAAAGUGUGAAUUUAGCACCAUCAACGCAACUAUUAAAGACAAUACCAUUUAUUCCUACAAAAACGGCACAUUAUCAGAGGGAAAGUUUUUGCAGUCCUGUCCUGACUGUCUCACCAUAAGCUUCGUCAGUCAAUUCCGAAACGAGACCAUUAAGACGCUGUACUUUUUCAAAAGAGACAGUAAAGCAGAAGAGGUGGAUGUAGACAUGUACUGGAAGCGAGCCGAGUGUCUCGGGUUCAAAUCUGAAGAGCAGUACACUUAUGAUGGAGUAACAGAAUUCUGUCGUGUUGCCAAAGACAGCUCAUCUGUCCAGAAACCUUGAAGCUUGGACCGAUCAGUUCAAUAAUAAAAGGCUGCUUUUUUGCAUCUGAAUUAGUACAAACACAAAAAGAAAAGAG